This is a messenger RNA of Schistosoma rodhaini, 2222 nucleotides long. The record is from the annotation of a GenBank genome assembly. Lineage: Eukaryota; Metazoa; Platyhelminthes; Trematoda; Strigeidida; Schistosomatidae.
GAGACCAGGGUCACUUAAGUUUGUGGGUUUUCGAAUAGUUUGGACGAUGAAUAACAGAAUGAAUAACACUUACUCCAGAGAUGACGAAACCCAAGGGAAAGCAUCCCCACCAAAUAUUACUAGUGUAACUUAUGGGAGUGUAGAGCUGGACUGGAAAGACUACUUGAAUAAAAUCCAAGAAAAAAUGAAUGCACAAUCUAAUAAAAUCAAUCCAUUAGCUGAAAUAAUUUUUAAGAAAGAUUCUUCUGAAGACUGGGAAAGUGGAUAUAUUGGCUACGAUCAUCGAUGUACAUGCAAAAACUUAGAGCCUGAUACACCAUAUUAUUUUCGAAUGCGUUUUAAAAAUUUGAAAGAAUUUGGAAAUUGGAGUGAUGUGGUACAUGUUCAAACCAAUGCAAAAAAUGAAUUUCUAUACAAUGUGUUUCACAUAAUAGAACUUCCUGUAACUGGUCAUGAAAUACAUGUUGCUGUAAAACAGGGAAAUGUCAUACGUUUACGUGAGUUACUUGAAAAAGAACAAGCAUCCAUUGAAGCGUUAGAUGAAUUAGGAUUUACUGCUCUUAUUUACUGUGCCCAGCGAAAUCUUCCAGACGUAAUGUCAAUUUUACUUGAAGCUAAUGCAAAUACGGACACCGAAUCAAGUACAGGAAAAACUGCGAUUAUGUUUGCUGCUUUCAAAGGAAACAUUGAAUGUAUAGAAUUACUACUUGAAUAUGGAGCUGAUGUAAAUCACUCAGAUAAAAAUGGUUUGACCGCUUUACAUAUGGCUGUAGAUGGAGAGCAACCAAGAGCAAUCAGACUGUUGGUUAAAUCAUCUUCUAAUUUAGAAGCUAAGGAUAACAAUCUUGGAUGGACUCCUUUAUUACGUUGUGCCGCUUUAAAAAAUAAUGGAAAUGUAGAUGUGGCCAGAGAAUUAAUUAAGCUAAAUGCUAACAUUGAUGCACAAGAUCGUGACGGUAAAACUGCACUACAUAAUUGUAUUCUACUUGGACACAUUGAUUUAUGCCGGUUUCUGUUAGAAAACAAUGCCAAUAAGAAUUUGAAAACUAACAAUGGACAUAAUGCAUUGGUACUAAGUGAAUCUGUUGGAAAUCAAAAAAUUCAAAAAUUAAUCAAAGAAUUCGUCAAUCAUAGUAAAACUUGAUUCUAAUUUCAAUAGAAUGCUUACUAUCUCAAAUAUGCAUAUCAAUUAUACUCACGUUGGAUAAUAUAUACUAUCUAAAGUAUUAGAUAAUUGCAUAGAUAGUGUUGUAGAAGCUUUCGGUCCACUUCACUUUUUCCUGUUACUUAGACUUACAAUAAUCUUUAACCCUACCACUAUUAAUCAAAACUAAGAAUUCACAUACUACCCAUUUUUUAUUACUGAUUCAUUCCCUACUAACGAUUAGAUGAUCAUACUGAAAUUUUGAUAAUUCUGUAUGUACUUACUUCUUUUUUUCUGAAUAUAUCAUGUGGUUUUUUUAUUUAAAAAAAAACGUAAUACCAGAAUUGCUUUACAUUCCCCUUCAACUUUGUUUCUGAUCAUUUAAAUCAUCAGUCAGUUAUAAUGUUUACAUUCUGAUGGAAUGUUAGUCCCAAACACUGAAUCAUUUUCUAUAUGCAUAUGUACUCAGUAUAGUUUUUAAAUUUUAACUGCACAUGGUCACAAUUACUAUACUGAUGCUGUUAAUAUAUCUAUUUCCAAUAAAAAAUGAAUAAGUUCUGUUUGUGUUACUACAGUUGGGAAUAAAGAAUUACGAUUGAAUUUGUUAUCUCGAUAAUUCUUUUGUCAUCUGACAUACAACGGAGUCAUAUAAUAGUUAUGGAAGGAGUUAUAUGUACAUACUUAUUCUUAUCUCUGAUCGUCAAUGUGAUUAAAACUAGUUGAGGUGUUUACUUACCAAAUAUUCAAUAAUACUAAGAGAACUCAAUUAACAGUCAUAGAUCAAUGGAAAAUGCAGAUUCUGAAGUUUAGAAACAUAGAUGUUGAUGCUAACUCAUAUGAUUCCAAAAGUGGCUUGUUCAAUUUUGUAGACGCAUUUCAUUAAGGACUUUACUUACACUUAGUAAUAUGAUGGCUAAAGCGUAAAAAUAUAUAGAUUAUUAAUGCGACUUAUUUAUCAACUUUGAUCCAUACUGUUUGCAUGUGAAGGGUAGUGAUACUAAUACAGUUGUCAAAGCCAAAGUAAGCAAGGUCAAGUUUCGAACAUGCAACCUAUUGCUUGAGAGUAGAGUGAUUUAUU